AUGGAGCUGGCAGACUGGCAGAAAAGGGCAGAACAACAGAUCCCACAGAAUAGGAGCAGACAGCUCUCCUUCUCCCCUGUAAUGAAAGUUACUUGGUUUUUUAAUCUUAUAGUGUUUUCUCUUCAAUCACUGAACAACUUACUCCAAAAUCAAUUAGAGGAAUCACUGAAGAAUCAAGAAUUACUACAGAAUAAAAAUGAAGAGCUUUUAAAAGUGAUUGAAAAUCAAAAAGAUGAAAACAGAAAGAUUGCUGGUUUAUUUAAAGAGAAAGAUCAAAUUUUACUUGAAAAUAAACAGCAAUUUGACAUUGAAAUGACAAGAAUGAAAAUGGAAUUGGAGGAAACCUUGGUCACUAUGAAAAACUCUCAGUUUAAGUUAGAAGCCACUGAAAAGGAGAACCAGAUAUUGGGGAUAACAUUACGACAGCGUGAUGCCGAGGUGACUCGACUGAGAAAAUUAACCAGAACUUUACAGAGCAGUAUGGCAAAACUUCUCGCAGAUCUUAGUACGGAUCACACACGCUGCAGGCCUGGAAAUAAUCUGACCAAAUCCCUUCUGAACAUCUAUGAUAAACAGCCUCAACAUGACCCAAUCUCUACUCACACCUCUGUAAUGAGCUACCUAAAUAAAUUAGAAACAGAUCACACUUUUAUACCUCCCGAGUCACUUUCUACAGUUGUCCAAGAGGAAAACGUGGAACCAGACAGAUCUUAUGCGGUGAAUGCUCUGCCCUCCAAAGUGUCUCAAUAUAGCGACAUCAGGAGUGUAGAGGAAAUUUCCCCCCCUGGAAUUGUUUCCACCCCUUCCAAAGAGAAUUCCGAGGCGUGCGAAAGUAUGACUUUAAUCGGAGAUGAAUGUAACGUGGAUAAUACCGUUUACAUUCCCUUUGCGAGAAGCACUCCUAAGAAAUCACUCACCACGCAAUUAUCUCCGCAGCCACACAUGCAUGGAGCAUCACCCCAGCUCUUGGGCAAUAGCGACCUUGGGGAAAAAAAGAAACCCUGCGCAGCUGGGGCCUGUUCCACUUCCAAAGAGGAGGCAGAAGAUGCACUCGAACUGCUUUCCAGACCUCAUCUAGAGGACAAGAAGCUCCUUAAGAAAAUAAAGGAAGCUAUUGGCAAGAUCCCAGUGGUCGGUGAGGAGCUCGGUGAGCUAGCUGCAUGCCCUGGUCCCUCUACUUGUCACAGCAGCAGUGUUCAAGUGAAAGGUAGUUUGGCCUCUGAUGCGAGCUUUUUCACUUCUGACAUGAAUUCUGACUGGAGCAUCUCUUCUUUCUCAACGUUCACUUCGCGAGAUGAACAAGACUUUCGAAAUGGCUUGGCUGCCCUGGAUGCCAAUAUUGCCAGACUGCAGAAGUCCCUGCGGACAGGUGUUUUGGACAAAGGAACUCUGAGUACAACACAUUGAAUCCUUCUUUUUUAAGACUAGACCUUGGCUACCUUGGAUAUAUACUUUAA
Molecule: messenger RNA, 1457 nt
Organism: Suncus etruscus (white-toothed pygmy shrew)
Lineage: Eukaryota; Metazoa; Chordata; Mammalia; Eulipotyphla; Soricidae
Gene: CCDC14
Product: coiled-coil domain containing 14
Exons: 4
Coding region: 1-1407 (468 amino acids)
Biological process (GO): protein localization to centrosome
Cellular component (GO): centriolar satellite
Source: RefSeq, a predicted model, not a curated record